AUGUCAUAUCGGCUGGUUCACAAGGUUCUAAUUAGUCUUAGUAAGGUGUAUGAUCUCAUAUGUCUUGUAAUUGAAAACACAAAGAAUCUGGAAACUGUGGAACUACAAGAAGUAAUUGCUAUCUUGAAGAGUCAAGAGCAGCGGUUUGAAUUGCACAGUGUUGACACGUCUGAGAAGGCUUUUGCCUCAUUCAUUGUGAGCUCAAAAGGUCAAAACAAGAAUGCUACUCAAUCUGGUUCAUCCAAUUCCAGAAAAAAUGGAAUUCUAAAGGCAAGCAGUAGGAAUCAAAAGGCAAGCCUCAACAGGGCAAUUCUGCACAACAGUUUAGCUCAUCUCAAUCAAUGA
Molecule: messenger RNA, 345 nt
Organism: Prunus armeniaca (apricot)
Lineage: Eukaryota; Viridiplantae; Streptophyta; Magnoliopsida; Rosales; Rosaceae
Source: the annotation of a GenBank genome assembly